GGAAGUGAGCGGCGGUGACGCAGGGUGGAGGAAGGCGGCGCUCGGCGCACUCGCUGGGAACUGACUAGAGGAACGGAAAAUGGCGGACCUCGAAGACGUUACGCUGGACGGGAGACCGCUCCAGUCCCUCCGUGUGGCGGACCUCAAAGCGGCCCUGGAGGAGAGGGGGCUGUCGAAAAGCGGACAGAAGAAUGCUCUCAUUAAAAGACUUAAAGGGGCUCUCAUGCUGGAGAAUUUGCAGAAGACCUCCACUCCGCAUGUCGGACUGCAGCCCAACUCUCAGAUUGGCGAGGAAAUGAGCCAGAACAGUUUUAUCAAGCAGUAUCUGGCUAAGCAACAAGAGCUCCUGAGGCAGCGUCUGGAGAGAGAGGCCCGUGAAGCGUAUGAAACGAACGAGCAAGAGGGCCACACGCAGGUUAACAACAGUACAUCGUGCCCUCCUCCUGCCCAGGAAGUCACACCAGCUGCUCAACAUAAGCCCCCUGGGCCCUCGGAUGGAGAGGGAUUCUUUGGUUCGGUCAAUGCAGGACAGGGGAACAAGAACCAGGAGGCAGACGUGUCCAGCCCCCCUGCUUCUGGCUCCAUGGCCAUGCGAGCUCCUGCCUCAGAGCAGCGGUCAGAGCGAGGUUCUGCCUCCAGCGAAGUUGCAGGCGACAGCGACGACGACGACAGCGAGGAGGAUGGUGACGAUGACGAAGACUGGGGCAGCAGCGCCCCGAGAAGAAGCCUCCGGGAGCCGGCCAGAGUGCCCGCGGCGCGGUCCGGUGCAGCACGCCACCCGCAGCCCCAGCAGCAGCACAUCCCCCCUCUUUUGUCUCCUCAGCUCCGGCAGCCAACGCCUCCUCCUUCCCCACCUCCAGAGUUAUCGUUCCCCUUACCUGACACCCCCAAACAGAGCCCACCGAGUCCCCCUGUCGCCGCGGCCCGCCACUCACCCAGCUCCUCCAGCUCCGGCUCAUCCAGCAGCGGCAGUCGCAGUAGCAGCCCAGAGCCGCAGAGAAGUGCCGACCGUAAACCCGGUCCGCUUACCCUUCUGGCACGUAAAAUGGAGUCCGAGGGUGCCUUCUCCGGAGGAGGCUGGCAUGGCCCUGAUGGCGAAGGUGACAGGCAAGACAGCGGUUCACCUUCACUUAUGGCUUUUCCUGGCAAAGGACCUCUAGAUGGUUUGGGGUCCGCUGGAGUGAUUCCAGGCACGCAUUCAGCCCACAUCCAACUAUCUGGGGGUAUACGCAAGGCCGCUGUAGCGGAGGAAAGAGAGAGGGAGCGGGUGAUUGAGAUGGAAAGACAAGAAAAGCAAAGACAACUUGAGCGGGCUGCAGAGGAAGAACGACAAAGAGCCAUCGAUCUGGAACGGGAGAGAGAGAGGAUUGAGCGCCAGCAAGCUUUAGAAAGAGAGGAGAGAGAAAAACAAGAGCUAGAGCUUGCUCUCGAAAAAGCGAGACGAGAGAGGGAAGAAGCUUUGGCUAGAGAGAGGGAGGAACGAGAGAGGGCAAUGGAGCUAGAGCGGCAAAAAGAGCUCGAAAGACAGAGAGCCUUGGAGGAAGAACGUCUGCUGAAAGAGAGGAAGGAGAAGGAGAAACUGGAGCGAGAGGAGAUGGAGAGGGCAAUGGAGCGAGAAAGAGCCAAGGAGAGAGAACGGCUAGAGAGAGAGAGAGCUCUGGAGCAGGAAAGACUGGAGAGGGAAAGGAUAGAAAGAGAGAAAGCUCUGGAGAAGGAGAGAUUGGAAAAAGAAAGAAUUGAGAGAGAGAAAGCCCGGGAGAAGGAGAGAUUGGAAAAAGAAAGAAUUGAGAGAGAGAAAGCGGAGAAGGAGAGAUUGGAAAAAGAAAGAAUUGAGAGAGAGAAAGCCCUGGAGAAGGAGAGAUUGGAAAAAGAAAGGAUAGAGAGAGAGAAAGCGCUGGAGCAGGAGCGAUUAGAAAGGGAGAAGGCUCUAGAGCAAGAACGAUUGGAAAAAGAGAGAAUAAAAAGAGAGAAAGCUCUAGAGCAGGAGAGAUUGGAAAAGGAAAGAUUGGAAAGAGAGAAAGCUCUAGAGCAAGAACGAUUGGAAAAGGAAAGAAUAGAAAGGGAGAAGGCUCUGGAGAAGGAAAGAUUAGAAAAGGAAAGGAUAGAGCGAGAGAAAGCGCUAGAACAGGAACGAUUGGAAAAGGAAAGAAUAGAGCGUGAGAAAGCUGCCGAGUUGGAGAGGAUUGAGAGGGAACAUGCCUUAGAGCAAGAAAGAAUAGAAAAAGAAAAAGCUCUAGAGAGAGAAAAACUGGAAAAGGAGGAAAAAGAGCGAAUAGAACGAGAGCAAGCAUUGGAAAGAGAGAAAAGAGACAGGGAGAAAAAAGAGCACUCUGAGAGAGAGGCAGCUCUGGAACGGGAGAGGAUGGAGAAAGAGCGAGCUGAGAAAGAAAGGAAAGAACAGAUUGAGAGAAAAAAGGUCUUAGAGUUGGAGAAACUAGAAAGAGCUCAGGCCUUGGAGAAGGAGAAGGCCUUGGCGCAAGAACGUGCUCUGGAACAGGAACAAUUGGAGAAGCAGAUGGUAGAAAAGCAACAGAAGAAAGCACUGCAUCAAGAAAAAGAGAGAGAUGCUAACCUUCUUCCUCCAAGUGGUGGCAGUGCGCCAGAGCAAGAAAAUGCCCAUGCCCCGGUGGCCCAGAGUGAAUCCCAGCCCUCAGACUCUGGUUCCACACCUCUUUCUCCACAAUCAUCGUCUAAGAAGUUUCGCUUCCUUAGGGACUCCCCAGCUCGACCUCAGUCCGGUUCUAUUAUCAUCAAGCGGCCCCGUACAUUUUCUGACACCCCCCAGCCUCGGGCAUCCCCCAUCACUUCACCGACUAGCGUUGGGGGUCAAAGACCAGGAGGAGCCCUGUCCUCCACUAACCAGGAAGACGCACAGAUUCAGUCCAAGCAGGAUGUUGGCGCCGUGUCCGUUAGCUCUACAGGGACUGGUUUCGACGGCAUGAACACCAACCGCACUGCAGCCCACCCGGGUUCCAGAGAAGAAACAUCCACGGUGGAGGCUACUUUGCCAAAGACCGAAGAGUCUGUUGAGGGGAAGGAUGAAAGGAAAGACUCUUCAAUUUCUGAGGAUAGAAGUGGCAGAGAGGCAAAGAAAGAAGGGAAAAAAGCAAGGCGAAGAUCAUCGUCAAACGAUUCCUCUUCCUCAGAUUCAGACUCUGGGUCUUCGUCUUCUCGAUCAUCCAGUUCAUCCUCAUCUUCUCAAGAUAAAGCGGUCUCCACCUCCAGGAUGAGACAGGAGGGGAAACAUGAAAGAGGCUCAUCAUCACAGGCAGCUGGGUCUCAGUCUGAGGAUUCGAAGGAGAGCCCAAAGGCCUCCCAUCCUGAAAAAGAGCUGCCUGUAGCCAGGAUUAACACAGCAGAUGGAGACGUUCACACUACGAAACAAACGGAUGCAAACAGGAAGAGAAAACACAGCGAGAUGGAAGAAGAGGAGGAGGAACAACAAAGGCAGGAGAAAGAGGCUUCCAUGGCGGAUCCAGAAAAGUCCUCAGAGUCCAGUGAGGAGACACCAAAGGGUUUCUCCGGACGCAAGAUCUCCCUUGGCAGCAGCAAACAGUCUCCAGGCAGCGCAGAGGCCGAACACGAGUCGGGGGCCGUGGCAGGUCGCAAGAGGAGGUGGGGCUCCAGCACAGCCGUCACUGCCAAAAAACCUUCCAUCAGCAUCACCACUGAAUCACUCAAGUCCCUGAUCCCAGACAUCAGGCCGCCUGUCGGCCAGGAGGCUGUAGUGGAUCUACAUCCUGAGGAAGCUGCUCUGUCUGGCGCCGAAGAUGAAGACCGGGAGCGCUCCGACCAGGAUCUUCAGAUCCGACGCACCGUCACGCAGGUGGUGCCUGUCGAGAGCCAAGAGAACGGACAGAAAGAAGCAAAGAGAAUGAGGCAGGACGACUUUGAGGAAGACGAUUCUCAGGUAGAGGGGGAAAGCGUAGCGGCCCACGAGGAGCAGAUGGACACGUCUCUCCCAGCAACUGUGGAAACCCAGUCGCCAACACUAGCAAGCCAAGAUACUGAAACCAACACUGUGACACCCAGCGACACCCUCAUCCGUCGCUCCAUCAGCCAGCAGAAAACGGGCGUUUCCAUCACCAUCGACGACCCGGUUCGCACAGCCAGGCAGCCCUCACCGCCCCGAGGCCAAGCCUCCAGCAUCGUUCACAUCUGGAACCUGGUAAGGCCGUUCACACUCGGCCAGCUGAAGGAGCUGCUGAGCAGAACCGGCACUCUGGUGGAGGAUGGAUUCUGGAUCGAUAAAAUCAAGUCCCACUGUUACGUCACUUACUCGAGUACCGAGGAGGCGGCCGCUACCCGGGCAGCUCUUCACGGAGUGAAAUGGCCCCAGAGCAACCCGAAGGUUCUCAGAGUAGACUUCUGCCAGCAGGAUGAGUUGGACUACCAGAAAAACUCCUCGGGAGCAGGCGACAGGCCUGGAGGAGGAGAGGACACGGGAGCCGCCGCCGCCCCGGGACGUGGACGAACGGCGGGCCUGCCGUCGCUUCUCCCCGAGCGGGACCAGUGGGCGGAGCGCGAGCGGGAGAUGGAGCGCAGAGAGCGGGCGCGGGCGGAGCGAGAGUGGGACCGAGAUAAGGUGAAGGAGUUUGGGAAACCCGGAGAGGAGAGGGAGGGCGGUGCGCGAAGGUCUCAGUCCAGAGAGAGACGGCGGAAGGAGAGGGGGAAGAGCAAGGAGAAGAAGACGGAAAAGAAAGCCGAGGAUCCUCCUGCAAAGCUGCUGGACGACUUGUUCCGCAAAACUAAAGCGGUUCCCUGCAUUUACUGGCUGCCCCUCACAGAGGAGCAGUUUCUUCAGCGAGAAGCAGCUCGAGCGGAAGAGGUAAAGGAGCGCGAGGAGCGGCGGAAAGAGCGCGAGAAGAGGCGAAAAGAGGAAGUGGAGGAGGAGGAGAAGAAAAAGGAGGAAGAGCGCAAGGAGAGAACGAAAGCGGCGGGCACCUCCGCCGGAAACCGGAGCGAGGGUGAGAAGGACAAGAACCGAGAGCGGGAGAGGGACAGAGACCGAGGUCGAGACAGAGACCGGGACAGGGAGAGGGACAGAGACAGGGAGAGGGAGAACGACAAACGCAGGGACGGGUACCGUAGAUCCGGGGGCGGCGGAGCGGGAUCAAGCCGGCGCUCGCGCAGCCGGAGCGAACCGAGAGACAGGAGGCGCUGACGGGACUGCCAUGGAGACCGCCGCUCCUGCAUUUGCCUUUCACUACAUGUACUUUGUUACAACAAAGACCCAACAGAGGACCAACUGAUGUCAUUUCUCCACAUCUCUCAGAAGAGUCACUUUUUUUUUUUUUUUAAAGCACAUCUAAGACCGCAGUCAUGCUUACGGAGACCGUGAUGUUUUGCAGUGUUGUUUUCAAUCCGGUUGAGGUUUCAAAUCAUCUCCUUUAUGCCUUCGCUGACGUUUUCUUUCAGUUUUUUGUCCUGAUCACGUAGCAGAACGGCACACUGGACAGUUUCAUACUACUACAAAGUCCACUUUUUCUUCAAAGUCUAGAUGCUGAUUAUACUUUUUUUUUUUUUAAGCUGCAGUUGACUCCUCUGGGUUUCAGCAUCUUGCAACUUGCUGAGGACUUCCUUUGUUGCUGCAUGUAGUACAAAAGCUACGCUUUUUUUUUGCCAGUUCUGCCUGAAGAGAAAAUUUGUUGGUCUGCGCAUUUGCUCGCAGAAAUCGGAAAAUAUCAGAAAAAUCCCUGUUUGGCAUUUUGUACAGACUUAAAAUAUCUGCAAAAUCAAGUCUUUAAAUAAGGCAGCUCUGGAUUAUUUUUGACUUAGUGUAAAAAAAACAAACCUACUAAGACAAUGCAGUGUUCCUGUUUCUCUGUUAAGAGAUGAGAUCAUUCUCUGUGGGAGAGAAUCCGUCACGACUAACACGAGCUCGGAUUAUGUCCUCAUUGAACCUCUUUCCAUCUUUUCCUCCUCCCAUCCAGCUCUCCUGUCAAUACAGGCCUGAGAGAGGAGAUCGCAUUAUAUGUUCUCCCACCAAUGGUUUUAAUAUUGUUUUUUUUGUUAUCGUUAUUUUAUCAUUUUAGUACAAAGAUUUCAUUUUGUUUUUAAUUCUUUAAGUACGCCUAUCAGUGGUGAAUGUACAAAUAAUAAAAAAAAUUGAAGUUUGAAA
This is a messenger RNA of Poecilia reticulata (guppy), 6121 nucleotides long. RefSeq names its product apoptotic chromatin condensation inducer 1a (gene acin1a). The record is from RefSeq and is a predicted model, not a curated record. Gene Ontology annotation, cellular component: ASAP complex; precatalytic spliceosome. Gene Ontology annotation, biological process: RNA splicing. Gene Ontology annotation, molecular function: RNA binding. NCBI's taxonomy places the organism in Eukaryota, Metazoa, Chordata, Actinopteri, Cyprinodontiformes, Poeciliidae.